This is a messenger RNA of Peniophora sp. CBMAI 1063, 1251 nucleotides long. The record is from the annotation of a GenBank genome assembly. Lineage: Eukaryota; Fungi; Basidiomycota; Agaricomycetes; Russulales; Peniophoraceae.
AUGGCCGCUGUCGACCCAACAUACCCUCUCUACUCCAUCGCUUGCUUCCUGGCUGCGGCGAUGCUGCUCCUUGUACUCUUGACAAGCUUCAUCCGGCAAAGCUGGAACCUUGGCGUCGCUUUUUUGUGCUUCUGGCUCUUCUGGGAGAACCUCACUUUGGGGAUCAACCGUAUCAUAUGGUCCGAUAACGCCGACAUCAAGUUAUACGUUUAUUGUGAUAUCGUUUCGCAUCUCUUCAUGAUCACUCAUGUUGUCAAACCUAUGGCGACCUUAAUCAUAUCGCGCCGGCUAUAUCUCAUCACUCGUCUACAGGCUGUAGAACUCCCCAACAGAGCUGCGAAACGCAAAGAACUCGCAAUAGAGUGGACUCUUGGUUUAGUAAUUCCUCUCGUGGUUGCAGGACCCCUCUACUACGUAGUUCAGGACGACCGAUUUCAAGUCGAGGAGGGGUUUGGAUGUGAUAACUCUAAUGACGGUUCAGUACUCAGCAUAUUGCUCCUCGAGUUAUGGAGUGUAAUCCCUCCCCUGGUAUCCAUCGCCAUUUACUAUCCUCAUGUUGCUAGACUCUUCUAUCGCCAAAAUCGGGACAUCAACCACUUCCUACAGAGUAACGAUUCUGUGUCCCGGACAAACUACUUUCGCAUACUUGCUCUCGCCAGCAUCGAUAUUCUACUCACUUUGCCCUUAGGCAUCGUGAAUAUCGUCUUGGAUGUGAAAUGGACUUUGUCUUACGGUCCCACCCCAUUCUACUUCGGUUGGACAUACGACCACACGGACUGGCAGCCGGAAAGCUUCUCCUAUGCAUAUACGGUGGCACAAGGGGCCAGCGUGACAGACUUGUACUUCCAACAAUGGACAUCGCCCGUCCUCGCAUUCGCCAUCUUCGCACUCUUCGGCGUCACCUCGGAAGCCCGCGCAUCAUACUGGCGCGUCAUCUGCACCAUCGGCGGCUGGUUCGGCUGGAAACCGACUCCUCGCACUCGCAGGGCGCGUUCACCACUGGGAGACAUCGAGUUCGGCGAGCGGCCAGCUCAGAACUCCCUGUCGCUCGGUCUCGACUCGAAUCCGAGCUUCAUCAAUCGCAACGGACAGGCGCAGGAGCGUACACCGGGAGAGGUGGAGAGUGGCGCGGACAAAGAGUUCGAAGAGGUCCGUCGGAGCACCGACGGUGCAGUUAGAGAUGUCGAGCAUCAGUCUGGAUAUCAGGAGUCGCACCGUGCUGAAGCGGUGUAUGCCUCGAGCGCCGUGUAA